UACAGUGGCAAGAUAUGUUGGACAUAAUUUCAAAGGCUUUAUAUGACAACAACAUGAUUUUUUCUCAGAUCAAUGGGAUUAAUAAAUUUCAGGAAAAUCUCUCUGCGUUUAAAUAUGAUCCCAACAUCAAUAUUUUGCUGCUGCCUCUUCACACUGGUUCCAAUGGACUAAACAUCAUCGAAGCAACUCAUGUUCUGCUUGUGGAACCCAUUCUGAAUCCUGCACAUGAGCUACAGGCUAUUGGCAGAGUGCAUCGUAUUGGCCAAACAAAGUCCACCAUUGUUCAUAGGUUCCUGAUAAAAGCAACAAUAGAAGAGAGAAUGCAGACUAUGCUGAAAACUGUAGAUAGAAGCCACACGAGCUCUUCCAUGAAACAGUCGGAAGCCUCAGUUCUGACAGUGGCAGAUUUGGCUGACCUUUUCACAGAGGAGACUGAAGAACUUGAGUAAAACCAUGGGUUUGGCCUAACAAAAUCAGAAAGUACCUGACCUAGUGAGCACCGGCAUAUAAUCCACUUGAUCUGUCAUUCCUGUAAACAUCACCUACCACUUGUCCGUACCGGAGCUAUUGGAAAUCGGGAAGUCUUAAUAGUUACUGGUUUAUUCUAUGCUGAAGUUCUUAGCACCACACACUUCUGAUAGCACUGGAGAAAAUUUGCACUUUGCACAUUAUACAAAACAUGGAUUUUAUUCCCAAAGAGCAUUUGAGCUGUAUGCUAAAA
Messenger RNA from Eurypyga helias (sunbittern), 721 nucleotides. Its product is annotated as E3 ubiquitin-protein ligase SHPRH-like. Gene Ontology annotation, biological process: protein polyubiquitination; DNA damage response. The record is from RefSeq and is a predicted model, not a curated record. Bases 15 to 449 code for a protein of 144 amino acids. Gene Ontology annotation, molecular function: ubiquitin protein ligase activity. Gene Ontology annotation, cellular component: nucleus. The transcript has 4 exons. Lineage: Eukaryota; Metazoa; Chordata; Aves; Eurypygiformes; Eurypygidae.